ACUUUUUUCCUCUCCUCUAUUAAGAGGGAACUUUUGUGUUUUGUUCUCCAAGUUCAGCUCGGCCAUCAAGCCCUGUUCUCCGCUGCUAUUUUCUUACAUCUCCGCGGCGUCUUUUAUUCCAUUCCCUCCGAUGCCAUCAUUUUUCUGUGUUUUUACACUUUUCAUGUGAAUUCUGGAUAUCGAGACCAUGCGCAUUCAAACGGGACCUGUUCUGAAAAUCGUUUGUUCUUCAUUUCCAUUGCUGUUUUAGUUGGAAUAUAAAUGUUUAGCCGCGCACUGCUUGUUUUGGAGUAAAGAUGACCCGUGUGUUUUCUGCUUUUGCUGGAGUCAUGUUGGUGUUUAGGAUUCUUUUGCUGUGCAUCGUGGAGUUGCAUACGGGCUGCGAUGCGGUGCUCGCCGCCGGUCUCACCACUUUCAGGGCUUUCGCUCCACCUGCAAAAGAGGGUGUUGUGCGGACUGUCGAUCGGAUUUACCAUGGAGGUGGGAAGGUUGGUUACCUACUCUACAUGGACGGGAGAAGGUUUCAGUUAGAUAUGGAGAGGGAUGAGUCCAUUUUGUCACAUCACUUCAGUCCGAAAUAUGUGAUGGCCCUCAUGGGAGCGGGAGAAAGCUCAUCGCCUCUGCACCGGGAGUGUGUGUACCGGGGAACCGUAGACUCCAACCCCAAGUCCCUGGCGGUUUUCAGCCUCUGUGGUGGGGGUCUAGAGGGCUUUUUUGCUUUGAAACACGCACGCUACACAAUCACACCCCUCAUCCGAGCCAAGGGACACGAUAGCGACGUGCGUUUGCUGGAUGACAAGGAUGCGGAGAGCGCGCUCCACUACUUCACGCAGGAGAGCUUCAGAUUCGAAGCCAUGCCUGUGAGCGAGAGCUGUGGGACCAAGGAAGGGCGCGGGCGCAUGGAUGCAUCGAGGAAACACCGGCGUAAGGGCAGAUUGAACGGGAAACGCAACACGCACGGUGUCACCCUGGACAGGGGCGAGGAGCGAAGCAGAGCGCACGGCAGAAGAUGGUGGAAGCAGUUCUCCAAACCUGUCUCUCCGCCCUCACUGGGAAGUCGGGGCAAGAGGUCAGUUUCGCGCGCCAGGCACGUGGAGCUUCUGCUGGUCGCUGACGAGUCCAUGUCCAAGAAGUACGGCAAGGACCUGCACCACUACCUGCUCACACUGGCCUCCAUCGCUUCCAAGUUGUACGGCCAUGCCAGCAUCGAGAACCCCAUCCGUCUGUCCGUUGUGAAGGUGACCAUGGUCACGGAGAAGGAGGGGUUGGAGGUGUCCAAGAACGCAGCCGCCACGCUCAAGAGCUUCUGCAAGUGGCAGAACCAGCAGAACCCACUGGACGACGACAACCAGCACCACCACGACGCCGCCAUCCUCUUCACCAGGCAGGACCUGUGUGGGCACCACUCGUGUGACACACUGGGCAUGGCCGACGUUGGCACCAUCUGCUCACCAGAGAGAAGCUGUGCCGUCAUAGAGGACGACGGACUCCAUGCCGCCUUCACCGUGGCACACGAGAUAGGCCACUUGCUGGGCCUGUCCCACGACGACUCCAAGUUCUGCGAAGAGCGUUUCGGCGCCAGCGCGGACAAGCGUCUCAUGUCGUCCAUCCUGACCUCCAUCGACGCCUCCAAACCCUGGAGCCGCUGCACCUCAGCUACCAUCACUGACUUCUUUGACGAUGGCAACGCCGACUGUCUCCUGGACUCUCCUCGCCAGCCCAUGCUCGGCUCAGAGGAGCUGCCCGGCCAGAGCUACGACGGCGUGCGCCAGUGCCGCCUGGCGUUUGGGCCUGAGUACACGGUCUGCCCGGGCAUGGACGUGUGCGCCCGCCUGUGGUGUGCAGUGAUACGCCAGGGCCAGAUGGUGUGCCUGACCAAGAAGCUGCCCGCCGUGGAGGGUACGCCGUGUGGCAAGGGUCGCAUCUGCCUCCAGGGCAAGUGCGUGGACAAGACCCGCAAGAGACACUACUCGGCAUCUAACCAUGGUAGUUGGAGUUCGUGGGGUCCUUGGGGGGCAUGUUCGAGGACGUGUGGUGGAGGGGUGCAGUUUGCCCAGCGUCUUUGUAACAACCCGCCACCCCGAAACAAUGGGCGCUACUGCACCGGCAAGAGAGCCAUCUACAGGUCCUGCAGUGCCACCCCGUGCCCCUCGCCCAGUAAGAGUUUCCGCCAGGAGCAGUGUGAGGUGCGGAACGGCCCCCAGACAGACCCUAAGGGGAUGAAGACCUUUGUGGAGUGGGUACCCAAGUUCGCAGGAGUGCUCCCCAAAGAUGUGUGCAAGCUGACAUGCCGGGCUAAGGGCACAGGCUACUAUGUGGUGUUCUCACAGAGGGUGGUGGACGGGACAGAAUGUCGGCCGUACAGCAGCUCAGUGUGUGUGAAGGGCAAGUGUGUGCGUACCGGCUGUGACGGCAUCAUCGGCUCCAAGCUGCAGUUUGACAAGUGUGGCAUCUGUGGAGGGGACAGCACCAGCUGCAUCAGAGUGAUAGGCAACUUCACCAAGAUGAGUAAGGGCUACACAGACGUUGUGAAGAUCCCAGAGGGCUCCACCCACAUCAAGGUACGCCAGCACAAGCCCAAGGAUCAGCCCCGGUACACAGCCUACCUGGCCCUGCGUCGUCCCGGUGGCGACUACCUCCUCAACGGCAAGUUCAUGAUCUCUACCUCAGAGACAGUCAUCCCCCUCAACGGCUCGGUGCUCAACUACAGUGGCUGGAGCCAGCGGGAUGAGUGGCUACACAGCAUGGGCCCUGGGGCCCUCAGAGAGGCCCUUACAGUUCAGAUUCUGGCCACGGACUCCAAGAGGCCCCUGGAUAUCCGCUACAGCUUCUUCAUGCCCCGUCGGGUUUUGGCUCCACCACCGCCACCUCCCCCGCACACCUCCACAACCACAUCCACCACUGCUACUACAACAACCACCUCUACAAGAUCAAGCAGUAGAACCACAUCGGUCCCGUUUUCGGCCAUGGCUCUCUCUACAGCCCCAGGGGUGUCGACGGCGGCCUCUGGGCCCCAGUGGGUGACUGGCCCCUGGAUGAUCUGCUCCAGGACUUGUGACACGGGCUGGCAGAGCCGCACGGUGCAGUGCAAGGACCCGCAGGCCAAGUUGGCCAAGGGUUGCCCUCUGGGCGACCGCCCCUCCGCUUUCAAACAAUGCCUAGUGAAAAAGUGUUAAAAGGACCAGAAACUAGACUCCCCUGAAAGUAGGGGGUACACACAGACAGAGACACUGGUUAUUGACAGUCAACCCCUCCUCUUCCUUACCCCCCAACCUACUAUGCCAGGCCCUGCUUGGCAUAGCUACAGACAUACGACGGAUACAUGUGGACACUUCCGAAUAGUGCAGCCGCCCAAUCAACAACCACCCACUUGCCAAAUCCCUCCUCUAUCUGAAGGUUUUGUUUGUAUUCCUCUUAAUGACACAUUUUGUUUGCUUUUCUGUAUGUUCUUGCUACUGUGGGUUUUUCAUGAUUGUCCGCUUUGUCUCUUUGUCACAUCAGGCAAUGCUUCAUGUGAAUAGCAACCUCAAAUGUUGUGACUGCACACCUCUGGACAAUGGGCCUCCGUGCUAGUCUGUUGCGUGGUACUUUUUCUCCACUUCCCUUCGGGGUCCCCUUUUUCUUCUUGCUCCUCCCACGGCCGAUCCUCCACAUACGAUUGGUCUAUCCAACUUCCUGUUUGGAUUGCGGACCAGGAAGUAGGCUGGGGGCACAAGCAAGAGCAACCAAUCCUUACUGUAACCAGUCCAGAAAUGGGGUUUAACCACACUGCAAACAUCCCAGGUCAGAAAAUGGACACACAGUGAUGGAGUGAGUUGGGCCCGAGUUGUGCCCAACAGCUAGUGCUGAGCGAUUAACCUAAAUUGUGUUUAUUAUUUUGGUUUUUAAACAACUAAUUGACAGACUUUGUUUCAAUUAUUUGAAUUCCAUUUAGUUAUGUUUUUUUCUGUGAAGUCAAUGCGUACAUUGUGCAGUUUCUCUAGAAAUAAAUCAACUGAAUCCCGAACUGUGCGAUGUAGUUGUAGGGAGUUGUAGUUUCCAACAGGCCAAUAUUCAAAAUAAUUUAGUGCAGAAAACAUGCUAAUUAACUACAAUGAUCAUAAUCGAUUGCGUGCGUACUUGUCCGGUCUGUGUCUUUCUUUUAUGCCUGCUACAUUAGGUUAAUACAGAAGAAUGUGGGAUAGAAGAGGGAUAGAGAGCAGUUACUUUGCGAAGUAUCUCUACCUGAAAAUGCAUAAUCUAAGUGGUUGAUAGUUGGUAUUCAGAAGCCUAUUUUACUUUUAAGAACUACUAAAAUACUGAUUUUGUCAGACAGCAUAGGCAGCAGCUCUAUAGAAAUAACUUGGAAUUAAAUAAUGAAAUCAUAAAAUUAAACAAAUGUAAUAUAAACAACUGAAAUAUUUUAUUAAAGUAAUGUGAAUAAAUGUUGUUACAGCAUUCAACCCACAUACUGCAUAGUGCAUUUAAUAUAUUUUUUAAAUAUUGAUAUUUUAAUAAUCGAACCAAAACCGAACCGACCUCAAAAAGCACUAAUCGCUCAGCACUACCAACUGCCAAUGCCCAGUGACACCUAUAGAGUGACUCUGGGCCAAAAGACCAUGGUGACCCUUCAACUCUGACCUUUGUGGAGGUUAAAGGUUGUCAUUUUAUGGGAUUACAUAAAGUGUGGGGCUAAGCUUGACAUUUGUUUGUGUGUUUGUGUGUGUGUGUGUGUGUGUGUGUGUGUGUGUGUGUGUGUGUGUGUGUGUGUGUGUGUGUGUGUGUGUGUGUGUGUGUGUGUGUGUGUGUGUGUGUGUGUGUGUGUGUGUGUGUGUGUGUUGUAAACAUACAAGUGUGAACAUAUAGUGUUUUUGUCAUAUUCAGUGUCCUAAACUCUUUUAAUGGACUUUAACCCUCAGUUCCAUUUGUAUCACUAUGCGGGUGCGAGAGGGUCGCUACCAUUUUGUCACUGUGUUUCUUUGGCUCUACAUGUUUCUGUCUGUCUGUCUGUCUGUCUGUCUGUCUGUCUGUCUGUCUGGGAAUAAAGUAAUGAUUGCUAGUAUGACAAUGUGUGCACUGGAUACUCGCAAAUACAGCAAGAGGGAAACUAUCCCAGUCAUACCUGACCAAAUACACUUCUACAGCUCGCUCGCUCUUUCUCUCUAUCUCUCUCUCACUCGCUCACCCUCUCCAUCUCGCAUUCAACAUAUUGACACAUUCUUGUUUAAGCUAUCCAUUUCUCACACUCAGUCUUUCACUCACUCUCACAUCCACUACCAUCCAUUCUCCGUCAUCCCUCUAUCCCUCAUGAGCUUGUAAUGCUAUACCACACACCUUUUCAAGAGUGAUGAUAGACAUGCAUUAUACUGGAUACAUAUGGGCUCUUGCCACAUAGGCACAACUCCCUAUUUCUCAUUUCUCACACACAGGCACAGACACACAUUCACAUAAAGAAUACACAACACCCCAAAUUACUUCAUUACACAUUUAGAUAUAAACACCAAUAUAACAUAUGUACAGAAUACAUUUUGCACACACACAUAAAUAUGGAAAGAAAAUUAAACCACACGCAAACAAACACACACACACACACAUACUGUAUAUGUAUUACUGUUUGACACUUCCCAUGGGAAAAGACCCUUUCGUUGAACGACAGAAACACAGCACUGAACUUGUAAUUUAUUGUUUGUACAACUGGUAUGUGAAAUAAAACGUGAUGAAUUUAUUUAUUAUAAUGGCAAUGUUGUAUCAUAUUUACUAUUUAACUAAGAAUAUGACUGUGCAGAAUAAAUCAUUUUUAAGAAAAGUG
Molecule: messenger RNA, 5788 nt
Organism: Oncorhynchus masou masou (cherry salmon)
Lineage: Eukaryota; Metazoa; Chordata; Actinopteri; Salmoniformes; Salmonidae
Product: A disintegrin and metalloproteinase with thrombospondin motifs 5-like
Exons: 8
Coding region: 297-3176 (959 amino acids)
Biological process (GO): proteolysis; extracellular matrix organization
Molecular function (GO): metalloendopeptidase activity; zinc ion binding
Source: RefSeq, a predicted model, not a curated record